Messenger RNA from Cydia fagiglandana, 4593 nucleotides. RefSeq names its product katanin-interacting protein-like. The coding region runs from base 309 to 2681 and encodes 790 amino acids. The transcript is spliced from 15 exons. NCBI's taxonomy places the organism in Eukaryota, Metazoa, Arthropoda, Insecta, Lepidoptera, Tortricidae. The record is from RefSeq and is a predicted model, not a curated record.
AAAGUCCAGCUUAAUUCAUCUCUUUUAAAAAAUAUAGUAACUAUAGCAACCAAGGUCAAACAAACAGCGGCAAAAUAUGUUUCAAAAGUGGCAAGUGUGAAUAAUGAAAUGAUAAUAAAUUAUUAAACAGGCAUAAAACCCUUACAACAAUUUUACUUAUGUAACAAAAUUUAUUUGGUUAACUUUAUCGUUGCGUUGUUUAAAACGUAAAGUUUAGAGUAUAAGUACCUAGUAAUGCGUUUACUGCGUCUUCGUUAAGUACUUGAAUACGGAGAGCUAUAUUUUUUCUUUUUUCUGAUGGCUGAAGAAUGGCUCAGGAGCACAAAGGGAUGGAAGCGCUUGGAUAUACAGACAAGGACGGGGAAGUACCAUUCUGGUUGGAAGACAUUACCAAGGAGAUGAAAGAGACACAUAUAAGAAACAGCAACGAAUCGCCUCCCACCCUCGACAAGUCCAAGCUUAGUUACGGCAAGCCUCAGACUCACAGGUUAACAAGAAGGACGUCUUUGGACACCACAAUGGAUUUGCUAACCAAAUCUCAAAUGCAGCCGCUUGCCCAUUCAGCGGGCACCGUUCGGUACAGUAAAGGCUACUCCCAGAACGGGCGACGAAAGUAUCGCAAUAGUCUUCUAGACUGGGACGACACCAACGGUUCAAGCAACGACUUCCUAUCCGAUCUGCUCCCGCACUACGUGACGCCCCGCCAUCGCAGGGAAGACCACGACUUUAAGGAUGUCAUACUGGGGACGAGACAGCAAGACAUUAGAAUAGGCCGAACAAAAUCUAACGAUUCGUCAUCAAGCAUUCAGACUGGCUCAUUAAAAAAAUACGCGAGUUACACCACCAAUCCACCAAAGAAACCCGCAUCACUGAGUUCUAUGUCAUCUUCAAGAAACACCGAAACAAAAAGUACAAAAGAGUGGUUAAAAAGCGAGUUUGUGAUACCCGAAUUGCCUGAAGGGAGGUUGCUGGAACUGAAGAUAUACUCCAACUGGGGGGACAAGUACUUGGUCGGAUUGAACGGCAUAGAGCUGUUUAAUUCGGACGGACAACUAGUGCCAAUUGAAAAGGUAUGGACGGAUUCAGAAGCCGGCGAUACGAAGCACGGUCGCCCCGAUGCAAUCGUGGAUGGGGUGGUACGAACAAGAGACGACCGACAUUGCUGGACUACUCCAAUACCAAGGAGUACACCCGUAGUGCUUAGUUUACUCUUGGCCAACUGCGCGACUAUUGCUUUACUGAGAAUUUGGAACUAUAACAAGUCCCGCAUAUACUCUUCACGUGGGAUCCGCUUGGUGCAGAUCAAGUUGGAUGACCGCGUCAUAUUCCACGGUGAAGUUGCUCGCGCGAGCGGCGAACUCAAGGGCCUCCUUCCUACGUUCGGUGACACGAUCCUCUUCACAAAAGACCCAUCCAUCCUCGAAGCCAUAAUGGUAAACGACAGGAACUUCCAAGCGCUCAUGCGAGACAACGAGCCCAGCGACAUCCCAGCCGACAUGAGGCCUCCUACAGCCGACGGGAGGGACGGACUCAGUCCGAUACUGAAUGAAUCCUGGGAAGAGCAGAAGGAGACCAAAUACGUGGCCAAGAAGAUUAAGAUAACGCUCAUGUCGACGUGGGGACAGAGGAAUCUGAUAGGGCUCACAGGAAUCGAGAUCCUCUGCAACAGCUCCGCCAUCCGCGUGCACCGCGCCUACGCCUACACUUCCCACAUCUCCGAAGACCGCCUUGACCCGUCCAAGAUUCUUGACUGCAAGAGCUUGUUCAACGGACGCAACAUUUCCACGGACUUUGAGGAUAUGUGGUGCACUAACUUUGUGUCGGGGAGCAUGUUUUGUCAUAUUGUCAUGGAAUUACCGGAGACUAGUGAAAUCACAUGUAUUCGCAUCUGGAAUUACAACGCCAACGUGGACCUGUCGUACAUCGGCGCCAAGCACUGCCGCAUCACCCUAGACGGCAACCCUCUUCAGAGCCGCCCGAUAUUACUCCGGCGGGCCCCUGGAGACACCUGCUACGAUUAUGUACAGCAGUUGGACUUGCAGGCUGAGGAUCGGUUAGAAAACCCAAAGGAAGACUACCCAAAGCUGUCCUACAACGGCGGGGCAGAGCCGAGCGCGCCCACCGGCUUCGUUCUGCAGAUCAGCAUAUUCUCCACCUGGGGCGACGCGUACUACGUGGGGCUCACGGCAGUGGAACUGUACGAUCCUAUGGGGAACCUCAUACCUGUUACUGAGACCAAUGUGUGCGCGCACCCGGCGAGCGUGAACGUGUUGGACUCGCGCGCUCUGGACGUGCGGACACCCGACAAGCUUGUGGACGGUGUCGUCUCGUGCGACGCGGCGCACUCUUGGCUCGCGCCCAUCUUGCCACACACACUCAACAGGGUAUUUUUCGUGUUCGAUGCACCAGUAUCAAUUUAUGGGAUGAAAAUAUGGAACUACGGCAAAACUCCCUCCAGAGGCGUCAAGGAAUUUGGAGUGUUGAUCGACGAUUUGCUUCUGUUCAACGGCACGCUGGACUGCGCCAAGCCCGGCGAUACAAUCACACCGCAGUGGAUCUGCCUGCAGAACAACGAUGACGACUCCACGCCAAGCCCCCCUCCACGAAGCACCACUUCGGGCUCGCGCACGGCCGUGGACCCCGCGGCGCGGCCCUAUACCGGCGUCAGCCACAGACACUGACACCACCACUAACAUUCUUAUCAAAUAAGUCCAAAGAUAUGCACCUUCCUCAAGGACGAAGCUGGUCGUAUGAUGGCCUCAUAUGGCGAUGCCUUCUUGGGGGCUUUUUUUGUGCGUCCGCUUCGCUGUCGCCACUCAAGAGACAGACUGCGACCAUAGUUUAAGGCCCCUGGACACAAUGGGCCAGAGCCGGCCAGUCCGAAGGACGCAGCCAUAGACCUAGUAUUACAUAGAUGAGCUAUACGCGUGCCUCCGUGAGGGACAAAACAUACGCAAAGCGACAAUAUUAAAAACACGUUUUAAGAUUCCUGACAACAUACCAAAAACAAUCUACGUAAUUCGGUCGGGUUAUUUGUUGCCCACCAUAAACCAUACUAAAUUUUUGAUGGGGAAGAAACAAAAAGUGAGACUGUGACAAGGACAAGCAAUAAUACCGCUUUAUCUGCUAUUCCUACUGAAAUUUCCAUAAGUGCAUCUCGUUCGGUCGUUUGGCCCCUCCCCCGUGUCAUCUCUAUAUUAUUGUACCUCUAUGGGCGCAGCCAUGCGGUAGAAUGAGAUAGCAAUAUCACUUGCUCCCUCCAACGCAUAAAUGCGUCCCCCAGACUGGCCCACGCUGGCCCAUUGUGUACAGGGGCCUUUAUAUGUGCAAUGUGCUGUAGGUACGCAGAGAUACGUCAACGAUCUUGUUUUUCAUACCUUGUGGAUCUCCUCAUUAAUACAAUCACAUACUCGCUGCAAGGACAAUCCGUUUUAAAAAUAAAGUUAAAAACCUACCUACCAGAAACAAACUUGUCGUUAGGGUUGCCAGAUGGUCAGGAUUUGGCGGGAAUCUUCCGAUUUUUAGCAUGUGUUCCCGAUUCCCGACACAGUAUAAACUGUUCCGAAAAACAGCUUCACGUUAUAAAACAAUAAUUUCAAGUUCCGAACUGUCGUCUAGCGAGCGAGCUGACGUAGUGCCAAUAAUGUAAAAUAUCGUUGUUUUUAAUACAAUUACAAAACUUAUACAAACUAUUAUUAAAAUUAAGUAUAGACUAAAUAAAUUAAAACUAAAACUAAUAAAAUAAAUAAAUAAAUAAAACUUACCCACCUACCUUAGAUCCCCCAGAUCUGUCCCCUGCGGAAGUGUGCCCAUAAGGCUGGCUACAUUCCCACGCUGAAUAGCUAUGCCUAUUCUUUGGCCUAGGAAUGAGUCGUUUCCAACAGUCUUUUACUUUAAUUGGAAUUUUUUUUUUGCCGACUUGAGUCCCAAAAUCCCGAAAAAAUUAUAUUGUUUCCCGAUAAUAGCGCCUUUCGAUCUGGCAACCCUACUUGUCGUUGUAAUAAGGGUAAAGAAAAGGUUUAUUUUAUUAAUGUGUAUUGUAGGCGCACUUAUUGUCUCAUGAUAGCCGUUGCCCCAUUACAUAGCCCGUUAUGUUCGUUUCUAUAAAAAUAUUUGAUUUACAAAUAACUAUCACUCCAAUUGUAGUAGAUAAGUUUUGGUUUAAUGUAUACCGACGAAUAGAUUAGUCAUUAUUGUAAUGCAUGUUUAAAUUUAAAUAAAAAAUGUGAAUUGAGUGGAGUUCUCUGUAAAGCAUAAGGUAGCGCAGAUAUAUAUUUAAAUAGUAACACCUAAUUUACUACCGUUGUUAAUCAAAACUUAAAUUAGUAAUUAUAAAUCAACAUAGUUCAAAUUUAAAUAAGUAGACUGCACCAGCCAAAUAUUAGUUGUUUCUUUAUAUACACAACAAACUAGUGUAGACUUAGGUUAAGCAGGAAAUACAAGUUAAUAUAAUCUUUUUAAUAAAGUGAAUUCAAAAGUAUUUAUGUUCAAUGUUUAGUCAAAUAGUAAGUGUACAGUAUCGUAGAUAAAUUCGUUGUAACGUGCGUCCCUGUCUAGAUUUUUUGUACCAAUAAUAAAUCAACGAUUUUUAAA